Kazachstania africana CBS 2517 is the source of this 3975-nucleotide messenger RNA. RefSeq names its product formin BNR1 (gene BNR1). Bases 1 to 3975 code for a protein of 1324 amino acids. The record is from RefSeq and is a predicted model, not a curated record. Lineage: Eukaryota; Fungi; Ascomycota; Saccharomycetes; Saccharomycetales; Saccharomycetaceae. Gene Ontology annotation, molecular function: actin binding; small GTPase binding. Gene Ontology annotation, cellular component: cellular bud neck; cell division site; mating projection tip. The transcript has a single exon. Gene Ontology annotation, biological process: barbed-end actin filament capping; actin filament bundle assembly; mitotic actomyosin contractile ring assembly.
AUGCCCGAUUCAUCGAAACCAUCAAAUGCCUGGAUCACGCCACACAACUACCAAAAACGCUCAGUUUCUUUAGAAGAAGCUACCAAUCCAAAUCUAUUACUAUCACGUUCCACAGAUGACUUAAUCAGUACAGGUUUAUCUCUUGCAGGUAUUGGUUUAAAGAAAAAUGAAGGUCCACUCAAAAGGACGCGGUAUUCAUUCAAAAUGAAGUCCAAAAAUCGUUCAGAAAGUGAUAUCUCAGGUCCUGAAAGUACCGUACUCAAUUCUAAGUUUAAUAUUAUGUCAAUGCCAGACGAGAAAACUGUUAAUAUGCUUUUCAGUGAAAUGCUAGAGGAUGGGACCUUCUUUUGGGGUUCUGCUCAGGGAAACCUUCAAAAGGUAUCCAGUAAAAGAAAGUGGGAAUUAAUAUGUAAGAUAAAAUCAGUACCAGAUACCACAGAUAAUGAAAAGGAGAAAAAGGAAUCUAAGUUUUUUUCAAACUUGGAUAAUUUUCCAAUAAAAGAUCCUGAUAUUUCUAGAUCAUUAUAUCAGAUAGAAAAGGUACUAAGGCAAUCUCAAAUGUGUGAUAAAUUUGUGAAAGAAAACCAUAUCCAAAUGCUUUUGGAUAUCAUACCUUCAAUCAGCAGUUCUUUCCAGUACGUGUACCUCCAAUGUUUCAAAACUCUACUGAACAACGCCGAAGCUCGAGCUCAAAUAAUCAAAUCCAAUACUGUACUUCAAUACUUUAUUGAUUUGAUGAUUAACGAAGGUACCUCGCUAAGAACAAAAUUGCAAUCAAGCCAGCUGUUAUUAUUGCUGACUUACGUAGAUGCAGAAAUGGGAUACAAAGUUAUAUGGAGCAAUCUCGAGAAGAAACUACAAUUGUGGCUCAAUGAUCUUAACGAGAUCAUUCUCAAUCCUGAUUCAAUCAUAAAAGAGGAGAAAUCAGCCCAGUUUUACAUUCAGUUAUUGAGGCCAAAACAGCUAAUAACAGAGUAUUUAUCAUCAUGCAUGUUUCUGAUAAAUUCAAUCAUUGAAGGGUUCCCAUUACAAAAUGAAAAAUACUCUGUUCUCGAAAAAUUAAAAGAUGUAGAGUUACCUAAACUAUUUUUUGAACUAAGUGCUUUAGACUCUAAGGUUAUUCAAGAACAAAUAUAUCGUUACAAGAAAAACGACGAGAAUAUUCGACUAAAAAUAAUAAAUGAAAAUCCAUUAUCUAUACCUGAUAUCUCUUAUGGGGCGACGCUUAUGCUUUUGAUAGAAAAAUCGAAGUCUACUCCUCUGGAAGAACCAAUCGGUGCAUUACUAGAUUCUGUUUUAAAGAUAUUAGAUACACGAACAUACUCGGAGUCAAUUAAGUUAUUUGCCUCAGUAAGUUCACUCUUGACUUACCUGGUGGAUAAGCUUGAUUCUACUAUCAGCUCUGCAGAAAAUGCUAAUUCGUUGAAGCCCGUAUUACAGGAUUCAAUUGAAAGAUUAAUAGAUAAUUUGGAAUCUGAUGAGGUUGCAAGAAGAGCCAUGAAGGAAUUAAGAGAAUCAGAAACUGUUAUAAAAGAUCUUAACACAGAAAUCCAUAAUUUGAAAAGGGAAAAGAAUUCCAGUAAAGAAGACAUUUUAGAGCAACUAGAAGAAGUCAGUACAAUUCUAGAUGAGAAAGAGACAGAAAUUGAAAACCUAACAUUGAAUGUAAAUAAGCUCGAAGAGCUGUUGAGAGAAGAAAAGAAGAAAAAUCAACAUUUUAUUGCACACCAGCAAUUCAAUGAGCCAACUAAGUCAAAAUUUUCACUUUUUAAUAACCUUGGAGGCUCGACUGCCAAUCAAAGAACUUUAAAAAGAGCCAAUUCUACAUCAAUUUUUAAAAGCAAAAGAGUUGCAUCUCUAUCAUCAUAUCUUCAGAAAGCAUCUGAAACGGAAUUAUCUAACGGUCCCACGGAUGAUACAAGCAGUAUUUCUAUGUCUCCUACAGGGGACUUCCUUCCUCUGAGGACAAUUCCACCAAAAGAUAUUUCAUUAAUGAAUAAAAAGGGUAUCAAAUUAAUUGAAUCAUCACCUAGAUCGAUAACCACCAUUGGUGAGCCUGAAUUUUUGAAAAAAAUGGACACACCAUUAAAUUCUACCUUGCCAGAAAAUUUAAAAUCAAAAGCGCUACAUUUGGAUUUCGCUGGAGACUCUUCGUUAUCUUUGAGAAGCACACUACCAUCUUCCCCAUCUCAACCUCAUUCUACUAAGAUCGAUACUCCAACAACACCUCUAGCUUCUUCAAAGGAUGUACCAGUAGCUCCACCACCACCAGCAUUUUUACAGAGUACUACGAAAAGCAUUUCACCAACCUUAUUAGUUCCUACUCCUCCUCCUCCACCACCACCACCACCUUUAUUUUUGACAAUUAAUCAGAACACGACAUCCAAAAGUUCAAAGGAAACAUCUCUUACGGCCGUAUCCCCUGUUGCUAAUUCAAAUGAUCCUCAAAUUCCAAUGCCUCCGCCACCACCUCCACUUCCAAUGACUUUCAAUGCGGCUUCUAACAAUCUAAUUACAGAGCCUAAUGUUGAAAUAGUAAAAAGUGAGGAAAUAAGACUGAAACAGAUUCAUUGGGAGAAAGUUGAGGACAUCGAGUCAACUUUAUGGCAUGAUUCUGCACGCCGUGAAGAAACGGCUAAAGAGUUGAAGUUAGAUGGAAUCUUUGACCAAGUCAUGGACACUUUCCAAGUUAAAAAUAUAAAAAUGAAGAAGCGUGAUACUACAACGGCCAGUAAAAAACAAAAUGGAACUCUGUUGCCACGAAAUUUGGCACAACAAUUUGGUAUCAACCUUCAUAUGUUUUCGUCACUUGGUACAGAUGAAUUUGUCGAGAAAGUCCUGGAAUGUAAUAGCGAUAUUGUUUCCAAUGUGUCCGUUUUAGAAUUUUUUAAUAAAGAAGAAUUAACAUCAAUUCCCACGUCUUUAAUUCAGAAGUUUACACCAUACGCCGAAAAUAUCAAAUCGAAAUUCGAAUUAGAGAGAGCAGAUAGAAUAUUUUUCGAAUUGUGCUUCCAAUUGCAUUCGUACUGGCGUGAAAGGUCAAAUUGCUUACUGAUUUUGAACACUUAUGAAAAGGACUACUAUGAUUUGAUGUAUAAGUUGAAAAAAGUCGACGAUGGAAUUCAGAGGUUACUUUCAUCAAGUAAAUUUAGAGAUUUCCUCUAUAUUAUAAUAGAGAUUGGUAAUUAUAUGAAUAAGAAAACUGUAAAUGGUAUACGAAUUGGUUCAUUAAAUAAACUAGUUUUUGUUAAAUCAAGUUUGGAUAAUAAUGUUUCAUUUUUACAUUUUAUCGAAAAGAUAAUCAGGGUGAAAUAUCCCGAUAUUUACUCAUUUAUCAACGAACUGAGAAUAAUACAGGACCUUGGUAAACUAUCUAUUGAUCAACUGGAGUACGAUUCUCAAGAAUUCUGUUCGAAAAUCAAUAAGAUGUCAAACGAUUUAGAAAAGGGCAAGCUGUCUAAAGCUGAUAGAAUAGAUCCAAGAGAUCAACUCUUGAAAAAGACAAAAUACAAGGUACUUCGUGCUAAGAGCAAAAGUGAAUUAAUGAGGCAUCAACUAAAACUAUUAGGCCAUGAUUAUGCCAAGAUAAUGAGAUAUUUUGGUGAAGAUGCAAGUGACAGAGAUAGUAAGAAUGCAUUUUUCACCAAUAUCUUCGAAUUCAUACAAGUUUUCAAGAAGUGCUCCAAAGAGAAUAUUGAAAAGGAAGAAAUGGAGAGAGUGUAUGAGCAAAGGCAAAAAAUGUUUGAUAUGCGGAAGAAAGAGGAAGAAGAGCAAACACAAGAAAAAGAGCAAAAUGAUGAAAACCGCAGUAUAGUUGAUGCUUUAAUAAUGCAGUUACGCGUAGUGGAAAAACCGAAUGAACCUUUAAGAGAUAGAAGAAAGACCAAAAUUACUGGUAACAGCCACACUAAUAACACCAACGAACAGUUGCUGGAAAGAACACAGGCAAUGUUGCAAGAUAUUCAGAAUAUAUGA